AUGGGUCCCCGGGUAGUGGCGUCUGCGCUGGCGCUCUCCUGCCUGCUGCUGGCGAGUGCCUCGCCGGCGUCAGCGGCCACGGCCGCGGAGGACACGGAACUGGCGCCAGUCGUCAACGUCGAGCAGGGAAAGGUGGCGGGGUCCACCAUGCUGUCCCGGCGUGGGAAGCGCUUCUUUGCCUACGUGGGCAUUCCGUACGCCGAGCCUCCACUUUGGGACCUCCGCUUCCAGGUUGCACAGAAGCCAGACAACUGGGACGACGUUUUCAACGCAACGAAAGAAGGAAGUCCCUGCCCUCAGCUGAAUGCAGAGGGGAAGUACAUUGGGAACGAAGACUGCCUGUACAUCAACAUUUUCACACAUCUGGUUCCUGAUGAUGGCGACGUAAACGACAUUAUCAAGGUGAUGAGGGACGUCAUUGUGGUGAUUCACGACGGCGGCUUCACAACGGGCAGUGGCAGCUUGACCAGGUUCUCUCCAGAACACCUCAUGGACCACAACGUCGUUCUCGUUACCUUCAACUAUCGGCUCGGCCCGCUGGGCUUCCUGGCGGCUGGGGAUAUGUCGCUGCCUGGCAACGUGGGCCUCAAGGACCAGUCGAUGGCGCUGCGCUGGGUGCUGCGUAACGGCCCCAUGUUCGGCGGCAACCCGCACAGCGUGACGCUGCUCGGCGUCGAGGCGGGCGCCGCCAGCGCGCACUACCACAUGUUCACACACCUCUCCUUCCGCAAGUUCGCGCGCUCGGUGUCGCUGUCCGGCACGGCGCUGAGCCCCUGGGCGCACGUGUCGACGGCGGAGGCGCGGCGGCGCGCCUUCCGGCUGGGCGAGCUGGUCGAGUGCCCUCCGGAGCAGCUGCACGACGGCCAGGGUCUGCGGCAGUGCCUCUCCAAGAAGCGCGCCAAGUACCUGGUCCGGAAGGCCGCCAAAGUACUCGACGGGUUCGGCCGGCCGGCGUGGCCCUUCGUGCCCGUGACGGAGCCGUUCCUGGGCCGCAACAUCUCGUUCGUUCCGCAGCCCGUCACCGACAUGGUGCAGGCCCUGGGCAGGCGCAAGUUGCAGGACCAGCCGCCCUGGCUCAUCGGCACCACCAGCCACGAGGGGCUCCAGCAGGCGCUGGCGAUACUCGACUCACCCGAACUGACGUCUCAGCUGAACGAAGAGCCGGGUAAGUUCCUGCCCAAAUACCUGGGUAUGGUGAUCGAGGGCGGCGAGGACAGGGCAGCGUCUAUCGGCCACCGCAUCUGGGACUUCUACAUGCAGGGGGCGGCGCUGGACCAGACCACAGUCGGCAGACUGGUCGACAUGAUAGGCGACUACCAGACGCUGUACGGCGUGAGCCGAAGCAUUGAACUGCAUACCAACCACACGGAGACCCCAAUGUUUGUGUACAACUUUGGCUGGAAGCCGAAGGAUAGCAAAGAGCUUGGUGUAGGCGCCGUCACCGUCGCCGUCGGAUCGCGAGAGCCGAGGACGCGCGCAUAUUUCAGGCUGGGGUGGAGCGCCGCGGCCGUGAUGCAUGGCGGCGCCGGCUGCGCUGUGUGGGAGGGGGCGCAAGACGCUGCCGCAAGUGUUCCCGACGGCGCCCUCUGA
Messenger RNA from Schistocerca serialis cubense, 1590 nucleotides. RefSeq names its product venom carboxylesterase-6-like. The transcript has 9 exons. Lineage: Eukaryota; Metazoa; Arthropoda; Insecta; Orthoptera; Acrididae. Bases 1 to 1590 code for a protein of 529 amino acids. The record is from RefSeq and is a predicted model, not a curated record.